This is a messenger RNA of Vanessa atalanta (red admiral), 1381 nucleotides long. Its product is annotated as enoyl-CoA delta isomerase 1, mitochondrial-like. The record is from RefSeq and is a predicted model, not a curated record. Gene Ontology annotation, cellular component: mitochondrion. Gene Ontology annotation, molecular function: enoyl-CoA hydratase activity. Bases 206 to 1045 code for a protein of 279 amino acids. Lineage: Eukaryota; Metazoa; Arthropoda; Insecta; Lepidoptera; Nymphalidae. The transcript is spliced from 5 exons. Gene Ontology annotation, biological process: fatty acid beta-oxidation.
UUCAUCCAAUGAACUGGCCCAGCACGCUGGCCCAACAUGUACAACAGGCUUAACAAUAAAUGCCAACUCGUGUCAAAGUCCAAUUUUAAUAAUAAUUGAAUGAAGAGUAUUUUAAAGUUCAAAAAUAUUUAAAUUCGAAUCUCUUCAUAACUUUAUUAUUUGUGAUUAAUAUCGAAAGUGCGAAAGUGUAAAUAUUAAAGAUAAAAUGUUUUUACGCAAAGUUGUAAACAAUGCUAAGCGUUUGGCUCCUAACAUCCGAACCAUGGCCAGUCAAGGCCCCUUAGUUGAUUUAACAGUUGACAAUGAUGGAGUAUCAAUAAUGACAAUGCAAAGACCACCGGUCAACAGCCUUAACCUCGAUUUGCUUAGAGAAUUAAGCAAAUCUCUCGAUGAAGUAGCAAAAAAUAAAAGCAGAGGAUUAAUAUUAACAUCAUCAUCACCAACAGUCUUUUCAGCAGGAUUAGACAUAAUGGAAAUGUAUAAGCCAGAUUUUAAAAGAGCCGAAGAAUUUUGGACAACAUUACAGGAUGUUUGGUUUAAACUAUUCGGUUCAAACUUUGUAACGGCAGCAGCCAUCAAUGGCCACGCUCCAGCUGGUGGAUGUUUGCUAGCUAUGUCAUGUGAAUACCGAGUAAUGGUGCAAGGUAAAUUCACAAUUGGACUUAAUGAAACUGCCUUAGGUAUAGUAGCACCAACAUGGUUCAUGGACACUAUGUGCCACACCAUUCCUGUGCGUGAGGCAGAGUAUGCUCUCACCACUGCUCGGAUGUUCACAGUUGAUGAAGCUUUAAAGGUUCGUCUCAUAGAUGAAAGUGCAGCAGAUAAAGCAGAUGCGAUCAACAAAUGCAAGAGUUUCAUUAAGAAGUUUGAAAGAAUCCCCCCAUUAGCCAGAUCUAUAACGAAACAAAAAAUACGUCAAGCUCCUAUAAAGAAUCUUCAAGAUAAUCGAAAGGCUGACUGUGAAGAAUUUUUAGCUUAUCUUAAAAACCCGAAAGUUCAACAAAGCCUUGAUAUGUAUAUUCAGUCUUUGAAAAAGAAAGCCUAACCAAUGUCAAUUAAGUGCAAAUAAAAUAACUUAAAAGAAUCAAUAUAGGUUAUAAUGAAAUUAUAGAGUAUUGUGCAAAUAUAUGUUUGAAUAUUUGUUUAAGUAAGCUCCAGUAUAAGUAGAUCAUUGUCAUCCCUUUGUUGAGUGUAAUUACAAGUACAAGACAUUAUAACGACACUGGUGGUGUCAAAAAUGGUUUUACUGUUUGCAGCGCCAGUGUCUCUGGGUUAGUAUUAACAACCUCAAACCCAUAUUAAAAACUGCCUAAAUAAAUUAAAAAAAAAAAACAUAUAUAUAAUGUAUAUACUCAGAAUUAUUGUAUUAUAGAUAUAAAAA